Messenger RNA from Quercus lobata, 1068 nucleotides. Its product is annotated as disease resistance protein RPP13-like. The coding region runs from base 1 to 1068 and encodes 355 amino acids. Gene Ontology annotation, molecular function: ADP binding. Gene Ontology annotation, biological process: defense response to other organism. The transcript has 2 exons. The record is from RefSeq and is a predicted model, not a curated record. NCBI's taxonomy places the organism in Eukaryota, Viridiplantae, Streptophyta, Magnoliopsida, Fagales, Fagaceae.
AUGCAAGGCGUCCCCCUUUAUCCAACCAGUGAAGUUUCAGCACUUGUUGGAUGUGAAGAUGCCGAAAGGGAGCUAGUAUCUCGACUUCUGGACGGCACUGAGGAAAACCUCAGUGUAAUUUCACUGGUGAGCGAAGAAGCAAUUGGCAGGAUAGCUCUGGCAAGGCAUGUUUAUAAGAGACUAGAGAUUCGGCAGCACUUCCAAUGCCAUCUCUGGGUUUGUGUCCGCGAAGAGUUUGCAUAUAAGGAUCUCUUGCUCAUCAUACUCAAACAGAUUCCGAAAUGCUUAUUGAAGGACAUAGAGCUUAUGAGCCAGAAGGAGCUACGUCAAUUGGUUUUCCAGACUUUAAUGAAGUUCAGGAAUCUAAUGGUGUUGGAUGACGUGUGCACGAAGGAUAUCUGGUUCAACCUUUUACGUCCCUUUGCAGACUCCACAAAUGGAAGCAGGGUCAUCCUUACUACUUGCCAUUUUAAUGUAGCAUCAGAAGCUGACCCAUGGAGUAGUUCAUUGACUCUGAGGCAGUUAACUGAAGAGGAGAGUUGGGGUUUGCCACCGGCAAUCCUCCUACUGGGAGGACUAUUGUCAACCAUAGAAUUAAGUGACUGGUCAAGAGUAAUUGAUCGUUCACAAUUUGGUGAAGAUAAAUCAGCUCUCUUAAAUAUUGUAGCUCUGAUGAGCUAUAAUGAACUUCCAUCUGUGAUAAAGCCAUGUUUCCUUUAUUUGGCUCUCUUUCCCAAGGCAUAUGAGAUCCCCAAACGAAGGCUGUUGCAGUUGUGGCUUGCGGAGGGAUUUGUUCAAUUGUCAUCUGAUGAGGCUAGCGUCCCCAUUGAAGAUAAGGCCAAGAUAUAUUUGGAGGAACUAGUGUCUAGAUAUGGCUUCUUCUUGCCAAAAGCUGAGGAGGAGGGAUUUCUACACGUCCACCAUUGCAGGUCAGAAUGUACAUCUGCAGAUUCAGAAAUAUUUAAGGUUCAGAGGCUCACAGAUCAAUUCGGUGUCUCAAAAUCUCAUAUCGGAUACCUAUUGUGCGUAUAUUUCUUUCAAAGCUGGAAAACAAGGUACAUCCAAUAG